Molecule: messenger RNA, 696 nt
Organism: Rubroshorea leprosula
Lineage: Eukaryota; Viridiplantae; Streptophyta; Magnoliopsida; Malvales; Dipterocarpaceae
Source: the annotation of a GenBank genome assembly
AGCAAGUCAUUGCUGCAAUUUCUAGCUUUGACAGCAAGUUUUUGCUACACUCCAUAUUUAAGCAAUGGCAGAUGGGGAUCAAAAGACCAGAUCUGGUGCGACAGGGGGAGCAAACACAACCCUCAAACCCACAGAUCAGGAUUCACCCUACUACCUCCAUCCAAGUGAUGAUCCAGGGAGGAUUCUUGUAACAACUUUGUUGAAUGGGGACAACUAUCAUACUUGGAGGAGAGCAAUGCAAAAUGCUCUUUACGCCAAGAAUAAGAUUGGAUUUGUAGAUGGAACUCUUGAGAAGUCGGAGACAACCUCACCUCAAUACAAAGCAUGGAUGAAGUGCAAUUCUAUGGUGCUCUCUUGGAUCCUUAACACAAUCACUAAAGAGCUACAAGACAGCGUGGCUUAUGCAGAGGCAGCAAAAGAAAUUUGGAAUGAACUGCUGGAACGGUUUACUCAAGGGAAUGCAUCUCGUGUGCAUGAACUCAAACUUGAAUUAGCAACAUUGACACAGCAAACAAGGUCAGUAUCUGCUUAUUUUACCAAACUAAAGCCAAUUUGGGAUGAGUUACAGGCACAUGAACCAGUACUUGUCUGCACUUGUGGCUGCACAUGCGGGGCAGCAAAAUAAUAUGCAAAGGCUCGAGAGACGGAGAGAAUCCACCAAUUCCUAAUGGGAUUGAAUGAAAACUUUUCCACAAC